UUUCUACCGGUAAAAAAGACUUCUAUAAACUUGAUCUGCACGGAGCCUUAUGCAAUCGAGUGCCCUCUAUUAAACUAAGCAAAAAAGAACGGUGGGAGAAAUGCUUUUGAUUUUCGUAGAAUUGCUCGAAAAAAAGGACCAUUUCGAAUUCGGCAAAAACCAGCAAAAACUUGGUUUAGUGUGCAAAAUGAGUUUUUUAAGAUUGUUUCGACAAAGUCAAUAGUGCAUUUUGUAGAGAAAUAAAUUCGUUAUCCACUGAUAUACUUUCUGAAACUUUUUAAAAAACUAAGUAGGUCAGAAAAUUAAAAUAAAAAAACUUCUUAAUUUUAAACUUGAAUUUUCGAUUUAAAAGUUUGAGUUUCGUUCGUUUUAAAGUUGAUAUUUGUAAUCAGCGUAAAAAACUGCGUCUAAUGAUAUACUUUUAAGGCUGGUUUGAGAGAAAAAAUAUUGCUCAACCCACCGCAGCUAAGGGUGACAGUUACGCGCUUUAGCCGAUAUCCAUCCAAUGAUGAAAAUUUUCAGUUUUGUAUAAAUUCGUUAUCGCAUAAUAGUUCUGUAUUUUACUUUAGUUCUUCGGUGAUGAAUUGUCAAACUUUCCAAAGACAUUUUAUACCUCAACAGUAAUCAAUGACUGGGAUUUAUUUUCUCUAUAUACCAAACUCAAUUAUACUUUUGUAAAUACUUUUGAUAAUCAUGUUCAAUUUUACAUCGACAAAGGACACAAAUUGCCCACAUUAACAAUCAAUUACAAAUCAAUGCGUAGAAAUGACCAACAAGCAUUUCUAUUGGAUGUCGUAUAUGAAGAUACAAUCCAUAAUCUUCACAAUUUUAGGUCAAAUUUUAGCUGCGAAAAGAGUGGAAUACAAUCAUUUGUAGAAACAGAGUUCAAUAAUGAGACAAUUAUUAAUGGACAAUUUCAAAUGUCUCAUAAAAUACUACAUGAAUAUGAUAUCACUGCACGUGUAGUACACAAGCACUGCUUAAUCGAAAGUGAAGGAACGAUUUUUUUAGAGAAAAUAAAUGAUACAAGUUUAAAAUUAAACAUUCAUUCACCGAUCGUAGAAACAGUGCAUGGGGUAUGAGUCAAAAGGUACAUUCAACCUGAAAAAGCAGGUAACUUUGAUCUAGUUAAUAUAAGAAUAUAUUCGUCCAUUGUAAACAAGUUUAAUAAGAAUUUUACUAGUUCAAAGAUGUUCUCAACUAUUGACUGUUUGUAUGUAUCAGAUAGCGAUACGUUAAAAUUCAAUGUCAUUGUCAAUCUAAGAAACAAAUACGAAUUUAACUUUUUAAACGAAUUAAAUUUUAUUUACAAGAGAUUGCAGACAUUGAAAUUAUACUCGAAUUAUUCUAUUACACAAGCAUCAGUUUAUCAUUUAAAUUCAUCAUUACAGUUGAGUGACAAUAGUUCAAAAAUUGAUGAACUAUUUACAAUCUUCAAACAUGUUCACUUAACAAAUCCAUUCACUGUUGAGUAUAAACGAGCUCAAACAUGUAAAAUUGAUUUGUUUGGUUAUUUAGUUUAUGGUUAUGCAUAUUUAAAUGAUAAAACCUAUGGAUGGAAAUUAAAGUAUAAAAAUAAUGGUUCCAGAUUAAUAGUCACUGUUGAUAAUGAUCCAUGGAUAAUGGGCAGAAAUUAUUUGAGUACAUGGACAUUUAAACCAUUCAUUCAAGGACAUAUUCAAUUAGAAAUACCACCUUACCAUAUUUUAGAUGAACAAACAUUGACUUUCAAUAUGUCUGUACUUGAUAUAUUGUCUAAUGAAAUUGUAUCUUACAUAGCUAAUACCAAACUAUCAAAUCAUUUUAGAAAAAUGAGGGGCAAAAUGAAUCAAAAUUUAUAUAAUAAACAAAUAAAUUAUAUCGAUACAGAAUAUGAUUUAACAGAUAUAGACAAACGUGUCUAUUUCAAUCUUUUGUAUAAUAAUCUUACAAAAUAUGAGAUUGCAUGGACAAAUUUAUCAAAAGAUGAUAUCAAAAUAGGUGAACUCCGAUAUACACAAUUAUUAAUAAAAAAAAAUAUCACAAAACUAUUACCAAUUAAAUACAGUUAUCGUAUAUCAGAAGAUCGUGAUUAUCUCCUCACAUGUCAUGUUCCUUUCACUUCACUAUUUCCAUUAUUACACGCAUUCAAAUUGUAUCUAUCUGGAAACUCUAGUAAUAAGCGUCAAACAAAUUUCAUAUCAAUGCAUCUACCCAUCAUGGUGAACGAGAUAUUUAGCAUCAAUUGGGAACGUGAUAUUAUUUUUGAUAGUAUUAUACAUUGGAAAUAUGCUGGCAUUCUGAAUACAAAAAUAUGGAAUCGUCAAUUGAUUAAUUUAAAUUAUAAUUUAAAUUUUCAGUCAUUAACUGAACAUGCUAUUUAUUUGGAAAGUGUUUUAUUCAAUUUUCAACCUAUAAUUUUUUAUUUGAACACAAACAAUGGCUAUUUUCAAAAAUAUUCCAUUACAACAAAAUUACUUGCAAAUAAUAAAGGAAUUAUUGAACUUGUAACAAUUUAUCAUACUACUCCUAAUAUAAUUUAUCAAUAUUUUGAUAUUCAGACAAUAUUUGAUCCUAUUAAACACAUUAAUAUUCAAUUGAAUUUUACAAAAAAUGAUACAAAUAAUUAUUACAUUGAUGGUAGUUUUAUUUUGAAUGAUUUAUCACAAAAUAUUAAUGGAAAUGUAAAUAAAGUAGAAAUAGAUGUACUCAAUAUAACUCUCGAAUCUCAUGGUUAUGUUGAGUUAUCAGUUUCAACAAUAUUAAUAAUAAAAUCAAGUCAAAAACGAUUAAAAUCAAUUAUAAACUAUCAAGAUUUGAUAGUUGGAUUACUACUGGAAAGAUUCAAUACACAUAAUUCAACGUUUGAAGAUGAUCAAGACAUUAUACAACAAUGUAAUCCUUAUCUGAUCAUUCAAAGUCGUCCAACUUAUGUUAUCGGCCACUAUUAUGUUUUAAAUGAUGGUUUGACAACAAUGCACUCAUCCUGGACAACUUCAUAUUUCUCUUGGAAUGUAUCGACAAUUGUACAUGAUUUUCCUCUUACUGCUAUUGAACUGGAUACAAGAACAGCUGAGAAAAUAUUUCGUCUACAUGAUUCUAAAUCAAAAUAUAUUUUACAUGUGAAUAAAAAUCAUGGUAAAGUGUUAUUUCGUCGUGAACGAUUAUACGAUGAUUUUGAUGAGAUUUAUGAAGUAAAUAUAAAACUACAUUUCCCAUGUAAGAAUAUAUAUUGUUACCAAACAAAAAUAAUGGAUAUUUAUGUUCGAUUGAUUGAAAAUAAAUACACAAUUAAUAUUACUCAAUGUGAAGAAUUAGAUCCAAGUGGUAAAAAGGUGAGAUUAUGUUGGAAUAUUACUGGUCAACUUCAUCAACAGAAAUUAGCAGGAAAGUUUAUUAUUGGUGCUAAAAUGCCUACAAUGAUCGUGAAAGGGAUGAUCAAAGGAGAACAGAAUCGUUCUUUUAUGUUUGCUAGUGGGCAUUAUGUAGAAUUAAUCGAAUCUAAACGUGAAUACGAUGAAUUAUGGCCGUUUAACUUUCAAAUAUUGUUUAAAAAAGAUUUAAAUGAUGUUUGUUUUGACAUUGCUAUUGAACAUGCCUCUAAUGAUUCUAAUAAUUUCCAGACGAUUAUAAAAGUCUUCCAUAAAUAUUCAAAUACAGAUUUAUUUUUUUCUCAACAUUUAAACGUGAUGAAUAAAACAUAUGGAGAAGAUCAUACUAGUUAUUCAGCUAACUUACAUUUCAAUGAUCUUAUCAAUGAGACAUGGACUUUUAAUGGUCAAAACUUGAAACUAAAUAACUCCAAGAAACAUAUUAGUUUUACAUUAAAAGAUAUAAUAAGGAAUAGAGAUUUAACUGGUAAUGUUUAUAUUCAUCAAACCACAAAAAGUUUGUCUUCGAUAACAUUGACUAAUUACAAUCAUUCUGUACGAUACAAUGAACUAAAUUUGCUAAAGUUUUUUAAUGAGAUAAAAAUUGAACGCAUAAUCAAUAAUCACAGUGGCCUAUCAUUGAAUAUUAAAAGUAAUCUACAGUCCGUAGUUAAUAAGACAAUUUUAAUUGUUUACUCUAAAAAUGAAUUAAAAUUAAUAGCAAAUGUUUUUGUGAAUGAAAGUAGUCGAGAAAUUUCUCUGAUAGGAAAUCAUUCAAAAAAAAACGGACUCUACAUACAUGGUCACAAUCGGUAUGUUCGAAAUAUGAAUCAUAUUGAGGAACAAGGAUUUACAUUGACAUAUUUCAAAAAUGGUCGAUUUUAUAUUCAUGGCCGCGAUAUUGAAACUCCUAUUUUCGAUAUUGGAUUAGACUAUUACAUAGAUAAAUCUAAUGUUAAAAGUUAUUUUUUUGAAUUAUUACCACUACAAAAAUCUCAGUUUUCCUUGGUGCGUGGUCGAAAAUUUAAAAUUGGUUAUAAAACGUCUCAAGAUCGUUUGAUGAUUGAAGGAAGUUUAGCUUUUGGUCUAGAACAUUCUAGAAUAAUUGUCAUGAAACAACGAUGGAAAUUCUUAUAUGGUAACGAUGGACGAUUAUAUCUUGACUGGAAUAUAAAAUAUAAUCCCACAACAAAGAUGUUGACUGGAACACUGAAUAUAAAAUCACCGGAUGAAGAAGAGAUGCUAGCACCGUUAAAAUUUGAGAUUAAUAUGAAAUUUAAUAAAGAUGAAAAAGAUUUUACAAUAAAAACAAUAUAUUCAAAUGAACCAAAACCCGUUGUAUUUCAUCUUCUGUUUUCUAAGAACCAAACAGAUAGUUUUAGAUUAAAAAUGAAUUUAGAACAUGAACACACGAAUACAGACUUAAGUUUUCGUUUAGACUAUUUAAAUUUAAAAAAUAAUCAGUUUAAAAUUGGCACCUAUUUGCAAUCAAGAAGUAAUCUCAACUUUACAAUGUUGCUGAUUGAUGUUAUUCAAACAGAGGUGAAUGCAAUACGAACUGUUAUUAUGUUUACGCCAUUGUAUGGUGAUUCGUAUGAAAUGAAAAUACUAAUACCAAAAUCAUUAUCAACAGAUAUAAUUCAUUCGGCAUUCUACAUAAAAAAGUCAAAUGGAAAAUAUUUGGAAUAUAUUGAUAUCAUGUUGGAUAAAUCACAGCGCCAUAUAAAAAUGUUAACGAGUCCAAAUUAUGAAUUAAACAUUAGUAAUCCUCGUACAAACAUAUUGUUUCUCGUAUGUCUAAAUGAUCAAACAACAAACAAAAGCGUAGCAAGUGUUUCUGUUUUUAAAGGCAAAGAAAAAUCAUCUGCCAUUAUACAGUUAUAUAGAGAUAAUGAAUACAUUAAGAAUAAUAUUGAACAAAAAGUGUCCCCAAUGUUAACACGCAAUAGUAUGGUUGAGACUGUUCGAUUGAACUUUCAGAAAUUAUUUAAUCUACAGUUAAUUGUCAACGACCAAUAUGACAAUAAUACAACAGAUAUAUUUCUAAAUGAUCUAACGAUAUUUUUGAAUACUCUUAAAGACGAUUUUACUGCAGAACACGGUGAAUUUGGUACUCAGUUAUUAGAUGAGCUAAAAUUAAAUCCGGAUGUAAGAGCUAUGCUGGUCACAGUUAAAACAAUGAGUGAAAAAGUUAUUGAUCAUGUUUUUAAAUUGGGUUCGCUGAUCGAAAAUGGACUACAGGAUUAUUUAAACAAUUUGCAGUUCUUGCAAAACUAUCAAAAUUUACUUCAACAAAAUAUACUGAAAGUGAUUGAAUAUCUAAUUAACGCUUUUUUGAUAAACGGAAUAGUGAAACAAAUUGAUAAUGCUGAAAAUAUUUUAAAAUAUCUUUUAAAAAAUCAGCAUUCAUUUGCAGCCCUAAUAGAUUAUCUCAAUAAGAAUGCCAUUCAAUCUUAUUAUGCGUUUAUACAACAACUAUUUAUGGAUACAAAAUUUCACAUUUUAUUAAAAGCGAUCGAUUAUGCUAAUAUAAACGAGAUACGCAUACGAAACUUCACCAACUUAUUACAAUCAACAUCGAAUGAAAUUAUUCUAGACGACCUAGACACAUACACAUUUAAACGUGUUCUAUCUCGUCUAUUAAUCAUAAUGAUUCCAGAUAAUUUUAAUAGAUUCUAUCAUUAUUUAAAUAACCAUUUUAUUCAAUUCAUAACGGUGUGGAAGAAUUCACCAUUUGAAGAAAAGUUAAUUCGAACAUUUGCUUAUCAAACAACAGUGCUAAUCAAUAAAAUCAAAGGUACAAUUGAUGAAAAAUUGGAUGUCCUAUUACCAAAAGUGCUCAUGAAUAAUAAUCAAAGUUAUAUUUUAACUUGGCCAGAAACAUUUUUUAUGAACAAACAUAUUAAUUCAACAGCUUUCAAUUCAGCAGUUUAA
This is a messenger RNA of Didymodactylos carnosus, 6284 nucleotides long. NCBI's taxonomy places the organism in Eukaryota, Metazoa, Rotifera, Eurotatoria, Philodinida, Philodinidae. The record is from the annotation of a GenBank genome assembly.